AUGAGUAAUAACCAUGAAUCUAAUCGAGUCCCCUCCAUAGAUGAAAAAAAUCAGUCACAUAAUCCGAAUACUACUCUCACUAAUAACAGUAAUAACUAUGAAAACGAGUCUGAAGAAGAUAUUGAUCAAUUGAUCGAAGAUUUACAAUCAGAUAAGGACUACGACGAGGGGGAAGAAUCCUCAAUGGUCUCUGACCACGCAGUACGUGGACAAAGAGUGGUACCUGAUGAGUUGUUGCAAACUGACCCAAAUAAAGGUUUAACCUUUGAUGAAGUUGAAAGAAGAAGGAAAAAAUUUGGUUUGAAUCAAAUGAGUGAAGAACAUGAGAAUAUGAUUAUCAAGUUUUUAAGCUAUUUUAUUGGACCCAUUCAAUUUGUAAUGGAAGCUGCUGCCAUUCUGGCUGCCGGUCUUGGUGAUUGGGUCGAUUUCGGUGUCAUUUGUGGACUUUUGAUGUUAAAUGCUUGUGUAGGUUUUAUCCAAGAAUAUCAAGCUGGUUCAAUUGUUGAUGAAUUAAAAAAAACUUUAGCUAAUACAGCUAUCGUUAUUAGAGAUGAGGAGUUAGUAGAAAUCCCUGCUAAUGAGGUAGUCCCUGGUGAUAUCUUACAAUUAGAAGAAGGCACAAUUAUCUCUGCUGAUGGUAUUAUCGUCACAGAAGAUUGUUUCUUACAAGUUGAUCAAUCUGCAAUUACUGGCGAAUCCUUAGCUGUUGAUAAAAGAUAUGGUGAUCAAACAUUUUCUUCUUCAACAGUGAAGACAGGUCAGGCUUUUAUGGUUGUCACUGCCAUUGGUGAUAAUACAUUUGUCGGUCGCGCAGCUGCAUUGGUCGGACAAGCUUCAAGUGGCCAAGGCCAUUUCACUGAGGUGUUAAAUGGGAUUGGUAUUAUUCUAUUAAUAUUAGUUAUUCUGACUUUACUGUUGGUAUGGUCGGCAUCAUUCUAUAGAACAGACUCUAUUGUUACCAUUUUGAGAUUUACCCUUGGGAUAACUAUUAUUGGUGUUCCUGUUGGGUUGCCAGCUGUGGUUACCACUACUAUGGCUGUCGGUGCUGCAUAUUUAGCCAAAAAGCAAGCAAUUGUUCAGAAAUUGUCAGCUAUUGAGUCUUUAGCAGGUGUGGAAAUCCUAUGUUCUGACAAAACAGGCACUUUGACCAAGAAUAAAUUAUCUUUACACGAACCAUACACUGUUGAAGGUGUUUCUGCCGAUGAUUUAAUGUUAACAGCGUGCUUGGCUGCUUCAAGAAAGAAGAAAGGGUUGGAUGCUAUUGAUAAAGCAUUUUUAAAAGCACUAGCUAAUUAUCCCAAAGCUAAAGAAGUAUUAACAAAAUACAAAAUCUUGGAGUUCCAUCCAUUUGAUCCUGUAUCCAAGAAAGUUACCGCUGUAGUUGAAUCGCCUGAAGGUGAAAAAAUCACAUGCGUAAAAGGUGCUCCAUUGUUUGUUCUAAAAACCGUAGAAGAAGAUCAUCCAAUUCCUGAAGAUAUUCACGAAAACUAUGAAAACAAGGUAGCUGAAUUGGCUUCGAGAGGAUUUAGAGCAUUAGGAAUUGCUAGAAAAAGAGAAGAUCAACAUUGGGAGAUCUUGGGUGUGAUGCCAUGCAUGGAUCCACCUAGAGAUGACACUGCUGAAACCGUUCAAGAAGCAAGAAAUUUGGGAUUAAGGGUCAAAAUGCUAACUGGUGAUGCAGUAGGUAUCGCCAAAGAAACUUCUAGACAAUUAGGUUUAGGUGUCAAUAUUUAUAAUGCUGAACGAUUAGGACUCGGCGGUGGAGGUGAUAUGUUAGGUUCUGAAUUAGCAGAUUUUGUAGAAAAUGCAGAUGGUUUUGCCGAAGUGUUCCCACAACACAAAUUUCGAGUGGUAGAAAUCCUUCAAAGUCGAGGUUAUUUAGUGGCCAUGACUGGUGAUGGGGUGAAUGACGCACCUUCUCUAAAAAAAGCUGACACAGGUAUAGCUGUUGAAGGAGCCACCGAUGCAGCUAGAUCUGCAGCAGAUAUCGUUUUUUUAGCCCCAGGCUUAUCCGCUAUAAUUGAUGCUUUAAAAACUUCAAGACAAAUCUUUCAUAGAAUGUAUUCAUAUGUGGUUUAUCGUAUUGCAUUAUCAUUACAUUUAGAGAUCUUUUUCGGAUUUUGGAUUGCAAUUUUGAACAGAACACUAGAUAUUAAUUUGAUCGUUUUUAUUGCAAUUUUUGCUGAUAUUGCUACAUUAGCCAUAGCAUAUGAUAAUGCGCCAUAUUCACAAAAGCCUGUUAAAUGGAACCUACCAAGAUUAUGGGGGAUUUCUAUUGUGUUAGGAUUCUUUUUGGCCGUUGGUUCUUGGAUUGCUUUAACUACAAUGUUUUUACCAAAAGGUGGUAUUAUUCAAAAUUUUGGUUCCAUUGAUGGCGUAAUGUUCUUAGAGAUAUCAUUAACCGAAAAUUGGUUAAUUUUCAUCACAAGAGCAGUUGGCCCUUUUUGGUCCUCAUUGCCUUCAUGGCAACUAACAGGUGCAGUGUUUAUAGUUGAUAUCAUUGCUACAAUGUUUACAUUAUUUGGUUGGUUUUCACAAAAUUGGAAUGAUAUUGUUACUGUAGUUCGUGUUUGGAUUUGGUCAAUAGGUGUGUUUUGUGUACUGGGAGGAGCAUAUUAUUUAUUAUCCGAAUCAGUAGCCUUUGACAGAUUAAUGAACGGGCUGCCUGUAAAGGAAAAGAAGUCACCAAGAAGUAUUGAAGACUUCUUAACUACCAUGAGAAGAGUAUCUACACAGCAUGAAAAGGACGGAUAA
Molecule: messenger RNA, 2754 nt
Organism: Arxiozyma heterogenica
Lineage: Eukaryota; Fungi; Ascomycota; Saccharomycetes; Saccharomycetales; Saccharomycetaceae
Product: plasma-membrane proton-efflux P-type ATPase
Exons: 1
Coding region: 1-2754 (917 amino acids)
Biological process (GO): regulation of intracellular pH; proton export across plasma membrane
Cellular component (GO): plasma membrane
Molecular function (GO): ATP hydrolysis activity; ATP binding; P-type proton-exporting transporter activity
Source: RefSeq, a predicted model, not a curated record